AUGUUGGCCAAGCCCCUGACACUGUCUGCACAAGGGAAAGCUAUUCUCCAUGGGGAGCAUGCUGUCGUGCAUGGCAAAGCAGCUUUGGCUGUGGCCUUGAACCUGAGAACGUUCCUUCAAAUUAGACCCAGUAAUAGAAAGGUCUUAAUAUGCUUACCUAAUAGAACCAGUUUAAACUGGGAAACCGUCCGGCUCCGGACACUACUGAUUGCUUUCCUAGAUGGCUUGGAUGAAUCUAAAUCCCCCAGCCCAGAACAAAUGGAUGCACUGAAAGAGUUUGCAGGAAUCACUACUGGACUUUCAACCACGGAGAGCCUUGGUACCCUUGCAUUUCUCUAUCUGUACCUGUCUAUUUCAGCUAAAUAUGGACAGAUACCAAGCGUGGAGAUAGUGGUGUGGUCUGAGCUGCCCACAGGAGCUGGGCUAGGCUCAAGUGCUGCCUAUUCUGUUUGUUUGGCAGCUGCCCUGUUGACUGCAUGUGGAGCCAUUGGCUGCCCAUUGGAGGAGGAGAAGUCCGUAGUCAGAUGGCCUGAGGAGGAGUUGGAUUUAAUUAACAGAUGGGCCUUUCGGGGAGAGCAGGUCAUCCAUGGCAAGCCUUCUGGUGUGGAUAACUCUGUAGCGACUUGGGGUGGAGUGCUCCGAUUUCAAUCAGGAAAAAUCACAUCAUUAAAGAGAGUGCCGACUCUAAGGAUCUUAUUGACCAACACAAAAGUGUCUCGGAGCACCAAGAUCCUUGUGGCAGGUGUCAAAGACAAGAUUCUUAAGUUUCCUGCUAUAAUGAACCCAGUGCUUGCCUCGAUAGACGCAAUUUCUCAGGAGUGUGAAAAUGUUCUAGAAGCAAUGGCUGAGAGUCCAUCACAGGAGUAUUACCCUGUGCUAGAGGAGCUCUUUGAUAUAAACCAGCAUCACUUAAAUGUGAUUGGAGUUGGCCAUUCCUCACUGGACAACGUGUGUCGAGUGACCGCCACACACGGGCUGCGCAGUAAGCUGACUGGCGCUGGAGGAGGUGGCUGUGCAAUCACUUUGCUAAGACCAGACACAGACCCAUUGAUGGUGGAAGCAGUCAGACAAGAUCUCAGUGCCUGUGGAUUUGAAUGCUGGGAGACCAGUAUUGGGGCGCCUGGAAUAUGUCUUCAUUCGCUGUCAUCUUUGAAAGCAGAAGUUCUGCAUGUCUUUAAUUCGGUUUAA
Emys orbicularis (European pond turtle) is the source of this 1188-nucleotide messenger RNA. RefSeq names its product mevalonate kinase (gene MVK). NCBI's taxonomy places the organism in Eukaryota, Metazoa, Chordata, Testudines, Emydidae. Gene Ontology annotation, biological process: isopentenyl diphosphate biosynthetic process, mevalonate pathway; cholesterol biosynthetic process; isoprenoid biosynthetic process. Gene Ontology annotation, molecular function: mevalonate kinase activity; ATP binding. The record is from RefSeq and is a predicted model, not a curated record. Gene Ontology annotation, cellular component: cytoplasm; cytosol.